Molecule: messenger RNA, 321 nt
Organism: Haemonchus placei
Lineage: Eukaryota; Metazoa; Nematoda; Chromadorea; Rhabditida; Trichostrongylidae
Source: the annotation of a GenBank genome assembly
AUGAAGAACAGUGGAAAAGAGUACAGGAUGGAGAGCUCGGUUCGCUAUUUUCAGUUGACCACUGCUACCGUAUUCGACAUAUCGUCAUUGGAAGAAAGUAAAGGAUGGCCCAUAAUUAUACAAUUUGAAAUGAGAGCAUUCCUGGCAUCAGAUGGGUACAGGCUUGAUUAUAUCGAUAGUGUGAACAAGAGGCUGAACAACUCGGACAAGGAAGGAGCAGUGUUCCAUGAGACGGUGAGCCGACUGGCACACGGAUAUCAUCUAAUCAGCUAUUCGUUAAAGGAAAACGUUGAAAGUAAAGUCGCAAAACGUCUCGGCUAG